Messenger RNA from Sclerotinia trifoliorum, 6068 nucleotides. The record is from the annotation of a GenBank genome assembly. Lineage: Eukaryota; Fungi; Ascomycota; Leotiomycetes; Helotiales; Sclerotiniaceae.
AGUCAACACGCAGAUUCCUAACAAUUUUGCAUUUUUUGGUAUAAAGUCCAAAAUCUUUGUCUUUGUCCCACAUUCACCAAAAUAGGGGUCACCGGGAAUUUUAUUUUGUUACUAAAAUAUUUUAGCGUCGCCAAGACAUAUCCCUGUUGACGACUGAGCUCGCGACAAGCAUUGUAAAUCCCAAAUACCGUGGCUCUCAAACCUCCUUACAAUCUUUCAAAUGCAUCUUGUGCUUAUUUAGUAUUUUACAAAAGAAAAGAAGACAGGUCAUUUGUGGUGGCGUAUCUUCACCAGGCUUCUUAUCGUUUAUUUGAACAGCACCAUUAAAAUUAGGCUGGUUCAUUUCAUGCAGACGGAUCCUGGAACAACCGUCUCUCCAUUAUUAUAACAGUUGAAGCAGUUCGAGGGCAGGCAGGUUCUCAACAAUCAACGUCGCCAUCAUGGCGCACAACUAUGAUAUCGGUACGAAGGCAUGGCAGCCGGAUGCUACUGAAGGAUGGGUUGCUUCGGAAUUGGUCUCGAAAACAUUGAACGGAGACAAGUAUACUCUGGUCUUUCAACUCGAAAAUGGAGAGGUUUGUUGCCUUGUAGUUUGGGAGGAAAUUCAUGUUCUCCUCCCUCUUGUGAAUGAUGCUGACCUUGUUUCAACUGCAGACCAAAUCGAUAGAAACCACAGAAGAGGCGUUGACAGAAGCAAAUAAUGCCUCGUUACCCCCUUUGAUGAAUCCAACGAUGCUCGAAGCGAGUGAUGAUUUAACGAAUCUUUCCCAUCUCAACGAGCCUGCUGGUAGGUCGCCGAUUACAAUAUCCUUUCAAGCUCAAAACUGACCUUACGGUACAGUCUUACAGGCUAUUCGAUUACGAUACCUGCAGAAAGAGAUAUACACAUACAGUGGUAUUGUGCUGAUAGCAACUAAUCCUUUUGCGCGAGUUGAUUCUUUAUAUGUUCCUGGCAUGGUGCAGGUAUAUGCGGGAAGGCAAAGAGCUACGCAGGCCCCUCAUUUAUUUGCAAUUGCAGAGGAAGCUUUUGCGUAAGUAGCUACUGCUAAAGCCCCUGUGCCUUGCUAACGGUUAAUAGGGAUAUGUUGAGGAGUCAAAAGAAUCAGACAAUAGUGGUAUCAGGAGAAUCUGGAGCUGGAAAAACUGUUAGUGCCAAAUAUAUUAUGCGAUAUUUUGCUACCAGAGAAUCACCGGAUCAGCCAGGAACAAGGACGAAGCGGGGUUCAGAACAAAUGAGUGAAACAGAAGAACGGAUUUUGGCUACGAACCCUAUUAUGGAAGCUUUUGGCAACGCUAAGACCACACGUAAUGACAAUUCUUCCCGGUUCGGAAAAUAUAUCGAGAUUAUGUUUGAUGAUAAGACAAAUAUCAUUGGAGCAAAAAUUCGAACCUAUCUGUUGGAGCGUUCGAGAUUAGUGUUUCAACCCCUUAAGGAGCGAAACUACCAUGUUUUCUACCAGCUAGUAGCAGGAGCAACGGAAAGCGAGACAAAGGAACUCGAUUUGAAGCCUGUCGAAGAAUUUGAUUAUCUCAACCAGGGAAGCUCGCCAACUAUCGAUGGUGUUGAUGAUAAAGCAGAAUUCGAGGCACUGAAGGGAUCUUUAGCUACAAUAGGAGUCGAUGCCAGUCAACAAGCGGACAUCUUUAAACUGCUUGCGGCUUUGCUUCACCUGGGUGACGUAAAGAUCACGGCCUCGAGAACGGAUUCUGUCUUGGCUCCUAAUGAGCCAGCAUUGUUGAAGGCGACAGCUUUGCUUGGUGUGGAUCCUGUGGAGUUUGCAAAAUGGACUGUGAAGAAGCAGUUGAUCACGAGAGGUGAGAAGAUCACAUCAAACUUGACUCAACAACAAGCCAUCGUUGUGCGAGAUUCAGUUGCGAAAUUUAUCUAUUCAAGUAUGUUCGACUGGCUCGUGGAUAGUAUUAACCAUGCUCUUGCCACCGACGAGGUGUUGGCUCGUGUGAAAACAUUCAUUGGCGUGUUGGAUAUUUAUGGGUUCGAGCAUUUUGCAAAGAAUUCUUUCGAGCAGUUCUGCAUCAACUACGCGAAUGAAAAACUUCAGCAAGAGUUUAACGCUCACGUGUUCAAGCUCGAACAAGAGGAAUAUCUUAGGGAGGAGAUCGACUGGACCUUUAUCGACUUUUCUGACAAUCAACCUUGUAUUGACUUGAUUGAGGGAAAGCUUGGUGUGUUGUCACUUCUUGACGAAGAAUCUAGACUUCCAAUGGGCUCAGACGAGCAGUUUGUGACGAAGCUGCAUCAUAAUUUUGCGGCUGACAAGAACAAAUUCUACAAGAAGCCUCGUUUUGGAAAAUCGUCAUUCACUGUUUGUCAUUAUGCUAUUGAUGUAACUUACGAGUCAGAUGGCUUUAUUGACAAGAAUCGUGACACUGUUCCAGAUGAACAUAUGGCAGUUUUGAGAGCCUCCUCGAACAAAUUCUUGGGCAUAGUUCUGGAUGCUGCAUCCGCUGUGCGGGAGAAGGAUACGGCCUCGGCAACAACCUCAGCUGCAACAAAACCCACACCUGGUAGAAGGAUUGGUGUUGCUGUCAACCGCAAGCCUACUUUGGGUGGUAUCUUCAAGUCGUCUUUGAUCGAGCUCAUGAGCACUAUUAACGGCACUGAUGUUCACUACAUUCGUUGCAUUAAGCCCAACGAGGCUAAGGAGUCGUGGGUCUUUGAGGGUCCUAUGGUUCUGAGUCAAUUACGAGCUUGUGGUGUGCUUGAGACGGUUCGCAUCAGUACUGCGGGAUACCCCACACGUUGGACAUAUGAAGAGUUUGCUUUACGGUACUAUAUGUUAACGCCCUCAUCAGCGUGGACAUCGGAAAUCCGUGAGAUGGCUAAUAUAAUUCUCACAAAAGCACUUGGUGCCAGCAGUGGAGGUGGGUUGGACAAGUAUCAGCUUGGUUUGACGAAGAUUUUCUUCCGUGCAGGCAUGUUGGCAUUUUUAGAGAACUUGCGAACAAAUCGACUCAACGAUUGCGCAAUUAUGAUACAAAAGAAUCUCAAAGCUAACUACUAUCGACGCAAGUAUCUUGACGCCAGAAGUGCGAUUCUUACAUUCCAAUCGGCGGUUCGAGGCCACCUUGCUCGUAGGUAUGCUCAAGAGAAUCGUAAGGUCAAGGCUGCCACAACCAUUCAAAGAGUCUGGCGUGGUCACAAAGAGCGCAGGAAGUUCUUGGCCAUUCGCAACAAUGUUAUACUCGCUCAAGCUGCCAUCAAGGGAUUCUUGCGCAGAAAAGAAAUUAUGGAGACUAGAGUUGGCAAUGCUGCCAUGAUCAUUCAAAGAUCAUGGCGAUCGAGACAGUCGCUUAAGAAAUGGAGAGAUUAUAGGAGAAAGAUUGUUAUCGUCCAAAGUCUGUGGAGAGGUAAAACAGCACGUCGUGGGUAUAAGAAGAUUCGUGAGGAGGCAAGAGAUCUCAAACAAAUUUCCUACAAGCUGGAAAACAAGGUCGUCGAACUCACUCAGUCAGUCGGUACGAUGAAGAGGGAGAAUAAGACUUUAUUGACCCAGGUGGAGAACUACGAAAACCAGAUCAAGUCGUGGAAGAACAGACACAAUGCUUUGGAAGCUCGGGUAAAGGAAUUGCAAACUGAGGCUAACCAAGCUGGAAUUACGGCCGCACGUCUCGCUGUUAUGGAGGAAGAGAUGACGAAACUUCAGACGAAUUUUGACGAGUCAGCUGUCAAUAUCAAGCGUCUGCAAGAAGAAGAGAAAGAGCUGAGAGAGUCUCUCAGAGUGUCAAACCUGGAGCUCGAGAAGGCGAAGGAGGAAGGCACUCUGCACGAAUCGGAAAAAAUCACUCUUAGACAACAGCUUGUUGACUUGCAAGAUCAACUUGACUUGGCGAAGCGUGCAGGUCCUAUCUUGCCGCCCAAUGGAGAGAUUAUGAAUGGUGCUGUCGCAGCGCAACAAAACGGACUUAUCAAUUUGGUUGCUUCGAAGAAACCGAAACGCAGAAGCGCAGGAGCUGAGCCGCGUGAGUUAGAUCGUUUCAGUGCAGCUUACAAUCCAAGGCCAGUAUCCAUGGCUGUAACAAGCCACAACCUCCAUCAGCAAACACUCUCCGGCUCCACAUUCCAGCCCAGUGUUGACACCAUCGAGUUCGAGCUCGAGAAUCUUUUGGCUGAUGAGGAGGGCUUGAACGAAGAAGUCACAAUUGGUCUGAUCAAGAACCUUAAGAUUCCAGCCGCUACAUCCACUCCACCUCCAACAGACAAGGAAGUCCUUUUCCCAUCUUACUUGAUCAAUCUUGUCACAUCAGAGAUGUGGAACAAUGGAUUCGUCAAGGAGUCGGAAAGAUUCCUUGCAAACGUCAUGCAAUCUAUCCAGCAUGAGGUGAUGCAACAUGACGGUGAUGAGGCUGUCAACCCCGGUGCCUUUUGGUUGUCUAAUGUUCAUGAGAUGCUUUCUUUCGUCUUCUUGGCCGAAGAUUGGUAUGAAGCCCAGAAGUCGGACAAUUUCGAGUAUGAUCGUCUCCUUGAUAUCGUCAAGCAUGAUCUAGAGAGCUUAGAAUUCAAUAUCUAUCAUACUUGGAUGAAGGUUUUGAAGAAGAAAUUGCAGAAGAUGAUUAUCCCAGCUAUCAUCGAAUCCCAAUCACUGCCAGGUUUCGUCACCAAUGAAAGCAACAGAUUUUUGGGCAAAUUGCUCCAGACUAAUUCCGCUCCCGCCUUUAGCAUGGACAACUUGCUUAGCUUGCUCAACAACGUUUUCAAAGCCAUGAAAGCCUACUACUUAGAAGAUUCAAUCAUCACACAGACCGUUACCGAGUUACUCAGAUUGGUUGGCGUCACUGCAUUCAAUGAUCUUCUGAUGAGGAGAAACUUCUUGUCGUGGAAGCGAGGACUCCAAAUCAAUUACAACAUCACAAGAAUAGAGGAAUGGUGUAAGAGCCAUGACAUGCCAGAGGGAACUCUUCAGCUAGAGCACUUGAUGGUAAGAGGCGUUUUAUAUUUGUAUUUCAGUAAGACCAGAAGCUAAUAUAAUUACAGCAAGCAACGAAACUCCUCCAAUUGAAGAAGGCCACUCUUAACGACAUCGAAAUUAUUCAGGAUAUCUGCUGGAUGCUUUCACCAAAUCAGAUCCAGAAGCUGCUUAACCAGUAUCUUGUUGCCGAUUAUGAACAGCCCAUUAACGGCGAAAUCAUGAAAGCCGUCGCUUCUCGCGUGACAGAAAAGAGUGAUGUCUUACUUUUGGCUGCAGUUGAUAUGGAUGACAGUGGACCAUAUGAAAUUGCGGAACCUCGUGUCAUCACAGCAUUGGAGACUUAUACGCCUUCAUGUAAUUAUUUCUCUUCAUUUGUAACAAAUCAUAGCUAACAAAAAUCUAGGGCUCCAAACACCAAGACUAAAACGUCUAGCAGAGAUCGUUUCCCAGCAAGCCAUGCAGCAGCAGGAAAAAAUGGAAUACGCUCAAGAUGAUAUCGCCGAGCAAUCAGACAACGAGAUGAAUGGUGCUUGAUGGCGGGAACACCUGCGGUCCUUUUAUCUAAUGCAAAACUUCUUACCUUCUUCUGUACCAUUUUCACAUCCACCACUCAAGAUCUUUUCUGCCAUGGCUUGGAGAGAGCCUUUUGUAUAUGGCAUUUGGGAUUCUUCCAGAUUUGCACAACCUUUGGGGUAGCAUGACAUCUUGAUUGUUAGCGUAUAUUUUCGCAUCUUUGGAGGCGAGAAGGGGAGCAAAAGAAGACUUUCCCUCUUUUGUAGAUUGAUAGCACGAGACCCUUUUUAGUGCAACUGUGUACAACCUUCCCGCAGGCGUUUGAAGUUAUUUUAAUACUCUUGUUCUUCUUUUUCUUUUUCUUUUUUUGCCUUUCUUCGGAAACUUUCUUCAAUUAUUUUUCUUCGUCUUUUAGGGAUAUGAUAUGGGCAUAAGACCAGGCAACUGAAAUGAUCGAUAUUAGAUGAGAUAUGAAAAGAUCAGAUGAAGAUUAGUAGAUCAAGCUUUUCGCAACAAAGAAAUGGGUGGAAUGUUAUGUUAUGUUCAUGUGGUGUUUUGGAGCAAAUUUUUGAUAGGAGACUUUUCUGAAUGUGAAAGAGCUUGAAAUCAAGAAAUAUCACGAAAAGA